AUGAGUCUAAUCAAUCCUGGCCUUCAGUUGAAAUGUUCACGACGACAAGUAUGGGUCACCUUGGCCCCAGCUAGAUUUUGCCAUGACACCAUGUUCACCAUCCGCCCCUCAAGCCAAAUUUUUUCAAAAUGUGUUGCCAUGUCAUCAUAUCAAGGCCAAGGUCCCAAGUAUUUCACUCCUGGAGGAGGGCACAGUGCCAGCAGGCGAGGCAGUAGAAGUGGUCAUAUGAGAAGCCGUAUCUCCCGAGGCUGGGAGCAGGAGUUUGGGACCUCCACCCUGAGAUUUCUGCCUGGACCCAGGCCAUCAAAGCACUCACGGAGGGCCAAGGAUCAGUCAGCCAGGAAAAUAGUGGAACAGGCAAAAUUAGGAGAAAGACUGGCAGAAUUCAAAAGUCAUCCAACAAUCUUUCCGGAGCCCCUGUGCCGUCCCUUUCAUGGCAGAGGAUGUUCCUGUAUGCCAUUUAGUGCGGUGAGUGUUACUGUUAUUGUUUUAUAAGUUUUUAUUUG
Messenger RNA from Penaeus monodon (black tiger shrimp), 506 nucleotides. RefSeq lists its product as uncharacterized. Bases 1 to 495 code for a protein of 164 amino acids. Lineage: Eukaryota; Metazoa; Arthropoda; Malacostraca; Decapoda; Penaeidae. The record is from RefSeq and is a predicted model, not a curated record. The transcript has 3 exons.